CGAAGAAAAGUUUUAAUUUCUCGCGAACGUUCCACUGGGCACUUAUUUCUCUUUUUUUGAGAAGAAUUCUGUUAAGGUAUCAUGAUAUAUACAGUCAGCGAAACUUUCCAAUGCCUUGAAUUCGAACUUGAUUGCUGUGAAAAUAUCUACUUGAGUAACCCAUAUGUGCUGAGUGUGGAAUCGGUUUCCUUGUUUGACUGCUAUGUGAAGGAAAAUGUUUGGGGCUUCACUAUUAUAUUUUUCGACAGAAAUCGUUCUCACAUUAACUAUACUGAUAUUAAGCGUUGUUGUGGAGGUCCUGUAAACUUGGAGUUAGUGGUCUCUGAGCUCUUUGCCAAUGAUGUUACUGAUACAGUGAACACACAAGGAGGUUCAGGUAACACUGAAAACGCCUCCGUUGUCAGCGUGGUCUUCGCUGUUCUUUUUGCUGUCGUGUUGAUCAUUGUUGCUGGUCUUUUUCUUCGAAGUAGAUUGAGAAGACGAAGAAUUACAGGACAAGAUUCUCGGUAUGUGACUACAGCAAACAGAAAUUCACACGUGUAUGCUGUGCCAACGGUUAGUACAGGAUACUUGUAUCCGGAAACUUCAGCUCCUAUCAUCAAAACACCACCAGAGAAAACUCUAUCAAAUCAAAAUUAUGAACACGACUAUAUGGAAAUCGUAGAAUAGCUCAGAUUUAUCAGCAUAUUCUGAAUUUAAAUUUUUUGUGAUAUAUACUCAUAUAUUGGAUUUUGAUCGAUAUAAACGAAAUCUUAGCACCUGGACCUACUGAUACUCCAAGAUAUAUUAUCCAUCGAAAAUCGAUCAUGCUAUUAUACUGCGUACAUGGUUAUUUUAGCCCCGUGUUAUUUUCGAUUUUCACACUUGCAAAUAAUUUUCCCCCGUUUUAAAUUCACCCAAUCACAGUUCUGUUUACGAAUUUGAAUUCUCCCCAUUUAAAAUUCUCCAACCUGUGAGUAGGGCAAAAGGGGCGAAAAUAUUUCCCUGUAUACAGUGUACAUUUGAUGUUUUAUAAGCUUGUUACCGUUUCAUGUACUUAUUGGCGAUGACAAUAAGGAAUGAAAGUUUUUCAAGAAUAAAUAUCUGACAUUCUAAA
Molecule: messenger RNA, 1096 nt
Organism: Saccostrea echinata
Lineage: Eukaryota; Metazoa; Mollusca; Bivalvia; Ostreida; Ostreidae
Exons: 4
Coding region: 82-669 (195 amino acids)
Source: RefSeq, a predicted model, not a curated record